UAAGACGUCAAUAAUACAAACUGAGGUGGCACUUUCAGCAGAAACAGUUGAUAUAAGACACGAUCCUCAUAGUAAAAGUGACUGGUUCUGGAAGGGGAUAAUGGAAGACAGUGCUGGUGCUUCUAAGCCAGGCACAAGCAAGCAGAAAUCAAAAGGGAAUUAUUCUGGAGGUGGAAGCCAGGCCCAGGGAGAAGGAAAGUCGAAAGCACAACUAAAGGCAGAAAGAAGAGCAAAACAGGAGGCUCAACGUGCAGCCAAAGGUAAACAUCCGAGUGGUCAAACAACUUCAGAGGAACUAAAGCCAGUUAAAGAUGUGGUGAAAGAUGCAACAAAAGACACAGCAAGUGAUUCAACUAAAUCAAAAGCAGAACUGAAAGCUGAGAGGAGAGCUAAACAGGAAGCUCAGAGGCUAGCCAAGAGUCAAAAACAAGACACAACCACCAAGACCAAGGGAAAUGUUGAUGCUGGAAGAGCAGAGAUUCGAGUCUUAUCAAGUGUUCAAGCUGAUAACGAGAAGCUACAAAAGAGAAUUGCUAAAAAACUUGCAAAAGAGAAUGUCCCACAACGUACAUCAGUGCAGAAGAAAGUUGGUCUUUUUUCACAUCUUCAUCAGUAUGAAAGACAGCAAACUUUGACUAAGGAGAUUAACUUCAGAUCUGGCAGCAUCCAUCCAGCUAUUAUAAAACUGGGUCUACAACAUGCAGAGGGGAUCAUUUGUGGCUCAAAUGCCAGAUGUGUCUCACUUCUAGCAGCCCUAAAACAGGUGAUUGCUGACUACUCAACACCUCUUCAAAAAGAGUUAUCAAGAGACUUGGAAGCUAAACUAAAACCAAAUAUUACGUUUCUGACACAAUGUCGUCCGCUCUCGGUCAGCAUGGGAAAUGCAAUUAAAUACCUUAAGCUGCAGAUUACGCAAACACCACCUAGCAUGUCUGAAAAACAGGCAAAGGCAAAUUUGAUAGAGAAGGUUGACAAGUUCAUCAAAGAGAAAAUAUUUCUUGCUGGUGAAGCAAUUUCUAAAACCUACUCCAUUCAGAAAGUCCAUGAUGGUGAUGUCAUUAUGACAUAUGCCUGUUCAUCUCUGAUCACAAAGAUUUUAAAAGAUGCGUUUCACAGUGGAAAGAAAUUCAGGGUUAUAGUUGUAGAUUCAAGACCAAAGAAUGAGGGAAUUCACUGUCUUAAACAAUUGUUGAAACAUGGCAUAAAGUGCUCAUAUGCACAAAUAACAUCAUUGGCUUAUCUCAUGAAAGAGGUUUCAAAAGUAUUCCUUGGUGCUCAUGCUCUGUUAGCUAACGGUUGUGUGAUGUCCAGAGUUGGUUCAGCUAUGGUAAGCUUGGUAGCAAAGAGAUCCAAUGUUCCUGUUCUGGUCUGUUGUGAGACUUACAAGUUUUGCGAUCGAGUACAGACAGAUGCAUUUGUGUUCAACGAACUAGGUGAUCCUGACGAUCUUAUUCCAGACCGGAAUGCAGUUGGGUCAGAGACACUUCAAAACUGGCGACAACUAGACUCGCUCAAUCUCCUAAAUUUAGUAUAUGAUGUCACUCCUUCUGACUUUGUUUCCAUGGUGAUAACAGAAAUUGGAAUGAUUCCUUGCACUUCUGUACCAGUCGUAUUACGGGUAAAAAAUGUGGAAUAUCAGUAGACGUCAGGUUAUAA
Dendronephthya gigantea is the source of this 1656-nucleotide messenger RNA. Its product is annotated as translation initiation factor eIF-2B subunit delta-like. The transcript has 13 exons. Lineage: Eukaryota; Metazoa; Cnidaria; Anthozoa; Malacalcyonacea; Nephtheidae. The coding region runs from base 101 to 1642 and encodes 513 amino acids. The record is from RefSeq and is a predicted model, not a curated record.